AUGUACGGAAGAAAAACACCAACAACAUACCGCUCCACACCAUCAGUGUACUCUCAUUACACUGGAAAAUCAUCAACGAAUUUGCGAUCAUCAAAAUCAGUGAGGUCACUAAGAGUGCCAUGGUAUCAGAAGCCCAUUCUGCAUGAUGCAUUCGUGCUGGACCUGCAGAGGGGAUCCUUACUGACUGCUAGUAUAUCUGUUUUCAUAGCAUUAUUCACAUUCGCACAGAGUGUGUUUGAUUUGUACUGCAUGGUGCUGGCCACCCCCGGGGCAGUUCACUCGGGCUACUAUGUGAUAAGUUUUCAGUUUGUUUACGUCGGCAGUGCGCCUGUUCGUAACGUUCUCAUCGUAUUCUCUCUCUUCUCUUGGAUCGGUUCAGUAGCAGUGUUGGUGACAAGCAUCAUACUGAUCAUAGCACUGAGGAAGGAAUACGAAAAGCGAAUAGUUCCCUGGUUGUACACAUUCGGUGUGUUCAUUCUGUUUCGCACUGUUGCGUUCAUAUUCGCGUCAAUUGUGAAUGAUAUGAUAUUCGCAUAUAAUAUAUUUAUAUGUCUCUGUUGGAUCGUGUUCUGUGCGGUUGGAGUGUAUGGCUGGCUGCUGGUGUACAGCCUGUACUUGGAGUUAGCCGAUUUGACGAAAUUGGAGGAUUUGGCGCAUUUGAGGAUGGGAACGAUGGCGUCACUGAACGCUUCUUUAGCUGGCUCCAGACCGACAACUCCACACUCGACUGUGUCUACGAUGCCUGCCUCACAGAUAUGACCCCUCGAGGAAGCCGUGCCUCUA
This is a messenger RNA of Melitaea cinxia (Glanville fritillary), 783 nucleotides long. RefSeq lists its product as uncharacterized. The transcript is spliced from 6 exons. The record is from RefSeq and is a predicted model, not a curated record. Bases 1 to 759 code for a protein of 252 amino acids. NCBI's taxonomy places the organism in Eukaryota, Metazoa, Arthropoda, Insecta, Lepidoptera, Nymphalidae.